Molecule: messenger RNA, 4180 nt
Organism: Scleropages formosus (Asian bonytongue)
Lineage: Eukaryota; Metazoa; Chordata; Actinopteri; Osteoglossiformes; Osteoglossidae
Product: E3 ubiquitin-protein ligase MARCH9-like
Exons: 4
Coding region: 2166-3191 (341 amino acids)
Biological process (GO): protein ubiquitination
Molecular function (GO): ubiquitin-protein transferase activity; zinc ion binding
Source: RefSeq, a predicted model, not a curated record
UCCACCUCAUGGGUGUGCAAAGAAACAGCUGCAGAUGUUCUUCCCGUUGCUGGACUUGGUCUCCUGUGAGAUGUGUGUGUGUGUGUGUGUGUGUGUGUGUGUGUGCGUGUGUGUGUGUGUGUGUAGCGGGUUGCCCGGUCCAGUGUUGGUGUGGCCGAGGCAGUCCAAGCGUGACAAGGUUAUUGGAACGUCUAUCCAGUUCUUCUACAGGACCAGCGUCAUCAAUCACGGGCUGGCCCGGGCCAAAUGGAGCGCUAUCGAUUUUCAAAUCAAGUCCGAGCUCGACAAGGGUGGGGGAGGGACGGCUCUCCGAGAUGGCUAAACGGAUUAAAGCGGUGUAAAAUAUGCUGACACAGAAAAAAAAGGAGAUAACUAGAGGAGGAACGACCCAAGAGCUGCGCUUUGCCACAAAGCCGUAUUUUGUCAACAUGAGCAAUAAUAAAGAAAACAUUGCACUGCACUGACUGCAUGAUCGAAUGAUCGAUUUCUUUAAAAUGUGUGAAUGAGACAAAAAAAAAAAAAAAAAAAGCGUAAAGAAAAUAAAUAUCCGAGACAGAGAUUUGGUCUAAAAUUGACAGAACAGCCCCUUGACUGAUAUUUUCUCCCCUAAAGCAUCGUCCAUCCACAUUGUUCCAUAAAACACACACGCAAGCGCGCGCGCCCGCGCCCGCGCCCGCGCGCGAAGCAUUGUACGGCCAGCGCGUUCAGAUUUCCCGGGUUCCAGAGGCACGUGACUGCGCGCGUCACGGCGAGAUCAGCACCUCGGACAGCGGCGCCUGUCAAUACGCAGCAGAAACGUCGGAUAUAUUUUUUAUUCCUUUACGGAGAGAGAUGGAAAAUUUAAAAAAUAAAAGAUAAAAAUUAAAAAAAAAAAGAAUUGAGGAACAGCAAUUCCACAAGUACCGCACACACGUCCAUGUUUAGAGAGCUACAGCAGAGGAGCAGCAGCUGUCCACUCUGAAAGUCAUCAAUUUUGACGGCGGAGCAGUGUGGAGAGCGGUAGUAUUGAUGGACAUAAUGACGAUGAUGAUGGUGAUGAUGGUGAUGAUCAUAACUGGUCCGAUUGCCUUCACGUCGUACGUGCAGCCCGUCACUGGCGUUAUGCCACUUCGACACGGAGAUCGGCUGCGUUCCUCGCUCUGAGAUCCACCGCUUUCCUUUGUAUGUUCAGCAGGACCGUUGCAGAAGACAAAAAAAAAGAAAAAAAAGAAAAAAUCCACGAUGGAUAUCCGACGGAGAAGGGAGGUGUAUUUUUACGCCUGCCUCUGCUGUUUCAUCCGAUCCGCCUGGAAAUGCGGACGCGCUGGGCUCUGAAUCGGCUCCAGGCGCUGUGUGGAGCGGACACGCCACGGAGCGGGACGCGUCCUCCGUACAUCCAUUAAAAGAAGAUUCUGUGAAGAGCAGGAGCUUCAUGAAGCGAGAGCGCGGCUGCUGCUCGCAGAGGCUACGAACAAAAGAGCUCCAAUUCGCGCGCGUCUAACUGCCCUGGCUCUUUCUUUUCCUUUUUCCGAUUGUGGUCCUGCCUGGAGGGCAGCAUCCAGACAUGGCCGCGUGGAUCUGACAACGUGCUGUUUUUCGGCUCUUUUAAAUGCCGCCGCACAUUAGCGGCGCGGUGCUGUGCCGUGUGGUGUGUCGCGCGACGCGCGUCGCCGAGUCGCCGAGUCGCGAGCAGCCGGGCAGCCCGGGGCAGGAGCAGCGGGGGGCAACAGGCUCUCGCGCGCACAUGACACGACGGUGAUGGGGUCAUUCGCCGCUCCCGUCUUUCGGGGCUUUUGGCAGUGAGGUGUCUCGGCGAGGAAAUGCGGAGUUUUCCCCACAAUUCGUGUUGUGUGUAAAGACGCGCUUCUCCCCCGUUCGUGGGGGUGGGGGGUGGGCACACAAAACCACCUCUCCUGCCCGAGUUUACGUGCACAUGCCAUCGGAGAGGACAGGAGGAAUACCACGUGCGAGCGUAACACUUGCUUCGUGUCUUUCGCUUGGAAAACCACGACGGCUCUCGGGUCGCGCGCGACGACCGGAAACUGGAAGGGACGGUCCGCCGCCUGCAAAACUUGCAAAGGAGCCGGAUACGUUUCGCAUCCCUUUUCAGCACAUGAUCCGUCGCACUUAUUUAUUUAUUUAUUUUUUUCUUCUUUUCUCGCAUAUGUCACAUGCACGUGUAGUCAAUGAUGUUUAAGUACAGGAUCCGCAUGAUUUUCAACGAGCUGAAGGUGCUGGUGCUCAUGCGCUCGGGCGCGAGACGGAGCGACGCGGGAACGGAGGCGGACAGACGAAGUGGCGCGCGGGGGCUCGCGAUGGGCGGCUGCGGCUGGCCGCCGUUCGCCGACUGCUCCUCGCGGGAUGACGAAGAGGAGUACUAUGGGAGGGACCCGCGAGCGCGCAGCCUGGCGUUCGAGGACCGGGAGCCCCGGCUGCAGGCGGGCCUCGACGCCGUGUCGCUCUCGAGCAGCACGGAGGGCAGCACGCGCGCGCCCCAGUGCCGAAUCUGCUUCCAGGGACCCGAGCAGGGGGAACUGCUGAGCCCCUGUCGCUGCGACGGCUCAGUGCGCUGCACUCACCAGCCCUGCCUCAUUCGAUGGAUCAGCGAGCGCGGUUCCUGGAGCUGCGAGCUGUGCUACUUCAAGUACCAGGUGCUGGCCAUCAGCACCAAGAACCCACUGCAGUGGCAGGCGAUCUCCCUCACGGUAAUUGAGAAGGUCCAGAUCGCAGCCAUCAUCCUGGGUUCCCUCUUCCUGAUCGCCAGCAUCUCCUGGCUCAUCUGGUCAUCGCUCAGCCCUUCCGCCAAGUGGCAGCGGCAGGACCUGCUCUUCCAGAUCUGCUACGGCAUGUACGGCUUCAUGGACAUCGUGUGCAUAGGCCUCAUCAUCCAUGAGGGUUCGUCUGUCUACCGAAUCUUCAAGCGCUGGCAGGCCGUCAAUCAGCAGUGGAAAGUACUGAAUUAUGAAAAGGCAAAGGACCUGGGGGAUCCGUUAAGCUCUAGCAGCAAAGCUGCAGGGCGGAACUCCCAGAGAAACCCCCACAGCUCAGCCAGCGAGGGCAGGGAGUCGGGUCGCGGCCAGCGUGUCAGGACUGUUCUGCACAACCACUGUGGCUACACCAUCUUACACAUCCUGAGCCAGCUGCGGCCCAACGACCCCCGCGUGAGCGCCGCCGCCAACCGCGAGGUCGUCAUGAGGGUGACCACCGUAUGAGACUGGGGACACGCGGGGUAGACACGGGGAGUUCGAGGACGCACACGCAGGCGUAAGCCGCUCCCCACCCUGCCCCCGCGUCGGCGCCAACCUGCUUGAGGAACACGUGGAGCGUCAGGACGCAGACCCUUAUUGGGACAUCGUGCUCCUCGGCUUGUGAAAACGAAUGAAGAAACAAGGAAAAGGCACAUUUUCCGCACGUGAAAUGUACAAAACAAGUUUGAAACACUAACAGCUUUCAUGACAAACUGAAGCGAGAAACAAUUUGAUCAGCAUUGUCAUUUUCAUCUUUUUCAAUUUUUUAAUUACGUUAUUUUUACCGAUUUCGGUUUUGUAACAGAUCAUUUGGAGGGAGCCGAUACGCUCCAUGCUGUCGGUGCCCUGCGGUCGCUGCUCAGCACUAGCAGCGAAGGUCUUUGUGAGGAGCACGGCGAAGACAUGGACAAACCACCACACCAAAACCAAGGGUCCAGAGGGUCCACAAAUACAAAAGACAGCAUUUUGGGGCAAGGAAUGUGGGUGGGGGUGUCCAGCAAGUCAAUCUGAAUGCAAACAUUGCGGUUCAGUAACCAUUAACCGUGUGGGCAAUAAAGGUACCUGUACAUUUCACAGUAAACUUUGCAUGAGGUUAUAGUCUUAUUCUCAGCGCUCCUCACCUGUCUCUCUUUACCAACAAACACCUUCCCAUCAGUCACACUUAACACAUCGCUCUACUGAUCUCAAUAAACAGUACGUUUCAAUGUCUGCUUGUGAACCAGUCGUUAAAACAGCACGGAAGGAACCGUUUCCUGGAGCAUCAGCCGUCGCUCGUGGCCCCAAACUCGCUCAGCUUUGCAGGUCUCACUAAAAACCCUGCUGUGUUCGCAGGAUCUUGUGCGCUUUAGCUGUACAAGAACUGGAACGGGUGUGAAGUGUGCUGCUAUCGGCAUUUAUUCGUUCAGCUGACACGUUUCUCCAAAGCAGCUUACAGUUACGUACUCAUUUAUACA